ACAAAUUAAUGGAGAUGAUGAAUCAAUGCUUCAGUAAUAAUCUUGAAUGAAUUGGAUGAAGUUGAGCAACUCAAUUGUGUACGCAAGCUUCUCCAGCAUGAGGAUGAGUGAUUCAUCCAAUUUCAAGCCCGCUUUGUCGAAUGCCCGCUCGCCUCGUGACCGUCAGGCUCAAUUUUUGUCAUCGUGCUAAUAAUACCGGCCCUAGCGUUAACUCAAGCUCAUUACUUGCUUUCGUUAUCUUUCUGAUCCUAUGCUCACAUCACGACUCUCUCGACCAUUAUCCGUAGCAUUUCGUACACGAUCUACCUGUUUAAAGGCUAUCAGUACGACUGUUCGGCCUUACUCUUCAGAACACAAUGACGGCAGCAAUCCAGACAGCAAUAAAACCGAAACGAAGCGACAAGCUCCAGCAGUUCGUUUGCCUUUUGUACCCGUAAUCAACAUACCUGAGCAGGAAUUAGCUCACACAGCCUUCUUCGCUCUCCAUCGACCUCUUUUGGGACUUGCUAACGAAGAUGUCCCUUACUUUGGUCAUCAAUCAUACCCUCCUGGUGAGAAUGACGUCGAAGAUGUAGAAGACCUCUCUCGGUUUAUGAUGAAUAUGCGGCCGUUUGGAAGUCCAGAGACAAGCGUUGAAGAUGACGACACUACUUUCACCGUUACGCUCAACCCCUCCAAACCUUCGUCGUUUGCCAAUGACCUCGUUACUCCUACGCAUCAACUUGAAACGCAUGUUAUGCCUGGAGCAGAUCAAAUUGUAGAUUAUCUCAAUAUGAUUCAGGAGAAGAUGAAGAAAGAAGACGAGGCCAUGCAUGCCACUAGUGUUUUGAGGAAGCGUAAACUCAAGAUGAACAAGCAUAAGCACAAGAAGCUCAUGAAGAGAACCCGUGCUCUUAGAAAACGCAUAGGAAAGUGAUAGACUUGUCAUCUUCCUUGUAGACUCCCUCCAUUUGUAAAUAGCAGCCUUACUGUGUAUAUCACUCACUUCCUUGGGUGGAUAUGGUUCUUUUUUCAAGUCCUCCCAAAGACUUAGACAGCUUCUUUUUUUUUCUUUAUUUGUAAUAAGAUUGGUCUCUUUGUGAAUUCAAAUUUCUCUUUG
Umbelopsis ramanniana AG is the source of this 1099-nucleotide messenger RNA. RefSeq lists its product as uncharacterized. The record is from RefSeq and is a predicted model, not a curated record. NCBI's taxonomy places the organism in Eukaryota, Fungi, Mucoromycota, Umbelopsidomycetes, Umbelopsidales, Umbelopsidaceae. The coding region runs from base 251 to 916 and encodes 221 amino acids. The transcript is spliced from 2 exons. Gene Ontology annotation, biological process: mRNA processing.